AUGUCGCAACGAAAUGUCAUAUCGUUGUUUGUCCUCGUGGUGUUGUCUGUGAUCUUUGUUCAGGCCGCAACAGGGGCUACAAGCUGCGAACCCUCUUUCGAAAAGAGCGAUGAAACCUUGCAAAGGAAUGCGCGGGCCGCCGCAUUAGAUGGGUCUAAAGAAAGCACUGUGAAGGAUCCCGAGCUGGAGACGGACGGGAGACAAACUUUUUUCCCCGUUUCGGGUACUCUUUACAACACAACACUCAACAAGGUCUUGGAAGAUCAGCUCAACGGUUGGAGAAUCCUGGCAUGGGCCUUCAACUACUGGGAUUCAUGGUACGAGGACUGGACCGUCCAGGAAGAGAGCAGCAUCGGAUCCCCCGACUACCUCCACGAGAUCCAGACAGACCUGAACGGCUACGCUCAGCAAGCUUUCCCAUGCAACGAGUCGUCGCCAACUUAUGGCUCUGAUUUCAUCUCCGCCGUCAACGACACCCUCGGCUUAAACGGAACCUCUGAUGUCCCACGAGAUCUGAACAAGGUCACCUCGGAACUGAGGAGAAUGCUUGCCGAAAGUCUGCAAAGCGCCAAGGACCGAGCUGCUAUUCUGCGCCAUUUCGUUGCAGCCUCUUACAUGGGUGUGGGCUUCGACGCGCCCAAAGCUUGCCGUGCCGCUGUGAACGAGUAUUUGGACACCGCAAGCGAGUGGGAUAAGGCGGGCGCCAGUGCGGCAGGCACAUUGCUGACGCUUCUUCCAUCGCUUCUAACGCUGGGAAACUUAUAUGUUCCAAAGUUUGCUGAAGCUGCCGCUGCCGGUGUCUUUGUUUCCGGGGCGUCCGCGGUAUCUACGUUGGGCCUGCCCGUAAAGUCUAUAUCAGUUAUUGGGUCACGGCAUCGGUUUGAUACGCGAUCUUUCAGCAGCUUCGGCAAAGAAAGCAUGGCCCGGCUGGGACGCCGCAUGAAUUUCGAGUCUCACCGAGCGCGCUACAAGAUAAGGAUGAAGACCCUUCAGGCAUGGUACGCGGCUCCGGGCCUGGCCUGGGCUGAGGACCCCAGAGAUGAGUACAUCGAACCAACGCGUUUGAACGACUACACCAGAGAGGGAGAAUCGUGCGAGAACAUGUUUUGGAAGAUCAAGUCCCGUGUGAUAGAAGGCUGGCCGGAAAGGGAGCCUUUCGCGCCGCUAAUGGACUCGUCAACGGUUUUAAUCAGCUAUUUCAUCACGUUUUUCGGCACUCUCCUCUUCAGUAGUGCAGGCAUCCCGAUGGGGCUCAACUCAUGCGACACACGCUACUACUCCAUCUGGCUCAUCUGCGGCACGGUCCUCAGCACCUUCGGCAAGCUCUACAGAUUCGGCCAGCGUGGCCACCAAAUCUUCAAAUUCUACCCCCUCUCCCCGCUCGCCCAAUCAACCCUCACCGCCAACCUCACCCUCCCCCACAGCGCCACCGACAAUAUGACCGAAACCUCCCUCCCGCCCCUCACCACGCGCACGCGCCUGACGCGCUCCUCGCUCAAGCAGCUCGCCGCGACGGGCAACAACAACAACAGCAGCUACCUCCGGCCGCAACACGGCCCCCUCUACUCAACACGCAGCCUCUUCUUCCGCACGCGGCGCUCGACACCCGCACUACCGCGCCUACGACCGCUCACAGUACUACUACACGCGAGCGACGAGGCGAGCGCGCAGCGCAGCCCGGCGCACCACGUCGUGUCAGGCCUGUUCGCGGGACUGGUCUUCAUCGCGCUGACGUUCCUGUUCGGCGCGCAGUGGGGCGGCAACCUCGUCGUCGUCUUCUACACCGUCGUCGCGUUUCUGUUUGUCGUCGCCGUCGCGCGCGGCUUGUGCGUGUGGUUGGUGUGGCGGCUAAGCCGGAAGGCUGGGUUGCAUGUCAUCGAGUGCGCGGGGGCGGGUGAGGAAGGAGAGGACGCGGAGGGCGACGAGAUGGCGGGCGUGGCGAGGGUGUUGGCGAGCAUGACGGAUGUGCUGGUGGUGAGCGGCGACGGGCGGAGUUAUUACUACGAUGGCGUGUUGUUGAAUGAGAGGGAGUGGUGGGAGGGGUGGCGGAAGGACUAUGUGGCGGGUAAGCUGGAUGGCGAUGAGGUCGGUGGUGAUGUUGAGCAAGGACAGCGUGAGAAUGGGCAGAAGGCCUCGACGGCAGCGAGAGAGACGGCGUUGAUGGGGAUGACGGAACUACCGCAGAGGUUACAGUAG
Molecule: messenger RNA, 2196 nt
Organism: Lasiodiplodia theobromae
Lineage: Eukaryota; Fungi; Ascomycota; Dothideomycetes; Botryosphaeriales; Botryosphaeriaceae
Product: Endo-beta-glucanase
Exons: 6
Coding region: 1-2196 (731 amino acids)
Source: RefSeq, a predicted model, not a curated record